AUGGCUUUAGAUCUGGCAAAUCCUCUUGUCUUGGAGUAUGCAUUAACUAGGUCUAAGGCAAAAGACAAACACAUUUCACGGAAGCCAGUGUCUUGCCCAGCUAUUGAGAGGAUGUCAUCACUUCAGAAUAAUUCUUCAUGUUUUCCUCCUGAACAAGCAGAGAAACACAUGGUAAGGACAAAGGAAUGUGAAGAUGAUGAGUCAGACUGUAGUCUCACAAUUUGCAGGAACAGUGCCAUUGCCACCUGUGAACUUCAGGACAUGGGAAACAAAGAUGACGAAGUAGUACUUCAGUGUGUUGCCAGUGUUCACAAAGAACAAAGGAAGUUCUGCUUGGCAGCUGAGGGACUUGGGAAUCGCCUGUGUUUUUUGGAACCAACAUCAGAAGCUAAAUAUGUUCCUCCAGAUCUUUGCAUCUGUAAUUUCGUCCUUGAACAGUCCCUAUCUGUCAGAGCCCUUCAAGAAAUGUUGGCCAACACAGGGGAUGAUGCUAGUGAAGGGGCAGCUCAAGGGGGUGGUCACAGAACCCUGCUGUAUGGCCAUGCUAUACUACUUCGACAUUCGUUUAGUGAAAUGUAUUUGACAUGUUUAACAUCAUCAAGAUCCCAGACGGAUAAACUUGCAUUUGAUGUGGGACUACGAGAAAAUGCAGCAGGUGAGGCAUGCUGGUGGACAAUACACCCGGCUUCUAAACAAAGGUCAGAAGGAGAAAAAGUUCGAAUAGGUGAUGACCUUAUCCUGGUCAGUGUGUCCUCUGAAAGAUACCUGCAUCUCUCCAUAUCAAAUGGAAGUAUUCAAGUGGAUGCCUCCUUUAUGCAGACGCUGUGGAAUGUACAUCCUACAUGCUCAGGAAGCAAUAUUACAGAAGGAUAUCUUCUUGGUGGGCAUGUAGUACGUUUUUUCCAUGGCCAUGAUGAGUGUUUGACAAUUCCAUCUACAGAUCAGAAUGAUUCACAGCACAAGAAAGUACUUUAUGAAACUGGAGGAGCUGGCGUUCGAGCAAGGUCUUUGUGGAGAGUAGAACCCCUUCGAAUAAGUUGGAGUGGAAGUAACAUCAGAUGGGGACAGCCUUUCCGUCUUCGUCAUAUUACAACAGGAAUGUACUUGGCUUUGAAUGAAGAUGAAGGACUUGCAAUGUUAGACAGAGAAAAGUCGGACACAACAUCUACUGCCUUUUGUUUUAGAGCAACAAAGGAGCUAAAAGAAAAGCAGGAUUCUAGUCUUAAACGUGACAUUGAUGGAAUGGGAGUCCCAGAAAUAAAGUACGGUGAUUCAAUCUGUUUUGUUCAACAUGUGGCCAGUGCCUUAUGGUUGACUUACAAAGCACAAGAUGCUAAAUCAGCACGUUUAGCUCCCUUGAAAAGAAAGGUUAUAUUACACCAAGAAGGCCAUAUGGAUGAUGGUCUAACUUUACAAAGAUGUCAGCACGAGGAAUCCCAGGCUGCUCGAAUCAUUCGCAAUACUACAAGCUUAUUCAGCCAGUUUACAAGUGGAAACAACAGAACACUGUCACCUGCUGCCCUGCCUAUUGAGGAGAUGGCUCAGACUCUGCAAGAUCUGAUUACUUACUUCCAGCUUCCCGAAGAAGACCUGGAACACGAAGAUAAGCAAAGCAAGCUUCGGUCACUCAAAAACAGACAAAAUCUAUUCAAAGAAGAGGGAAUGCUGGCACUAGUUUUGAAUUGCAUUGAUCGCUUAAAUGACUACAACAGCGCAGCUCAUUUUGCAGGAAUUGCAAGAGAAGACCAUGGUACAGCAUGGAAACAAAUUUUGAAUCUCCUUUACAAAUUGUUAGCUGCUCUCAUACGUGGCAACAGAAACAAUUGUACUCAGUUUUCCAGUAACCUUGAUUGGCUAAUCAGUAAAUUGGACAGAUUAGAAUCUUCCUCAGGUAUUUUGGAAGUGUUGCAUUGCAUCUUGAUUGAAAGCCCAGAAGCUUUAAAUAUAAUAGCUGAGGAGCACAUAAAAUCCAUUAUUUCAUUGUUGGAUAAACACGGGCGCAAUUACAAGGUUCUCGAUGUGCUUUGCUCUCUCUGUGUCUGUAAUGGAGUUGCAGUUCGUGCCAAUCAAAACUUGAUCUGUGACAAUCUACUGCCUGGAAGAGACUUACUCUUGCAAACACGUUUGAUUAAUGAUGUGACAAGCAUAAGGCCAAACAUAUUUUUGGGUGUUGCUGAGGGCUCUGCACAAUACAAGAAGUGGUACUUUGAGUUAAUAAUUGAUCAGGUCGAUCCAUUCUUGACGGCAGAACCCACCCAUUUACGAGUUGGAUGGGCCUCUACUUCAGGUUAUGCCCCCUAUCCUGGAGGUGGAGAAGGAUGGGGAGGCAAUGGUGUGGGUGACGACCUGUACUCUUAUGGUUUUGAUGGCCUUCAUCUGUGGUCUGGUCGAGUACCCAGAGCUGUAGCAUCUGUCAAUCAGCAUUUAUUAGCAUCUGAUGAUGUGGUUAGCUGCUGCUUGGAUUUAGGUGUACCCAGCAUUUCAUUCCGCAUUAAUGGACAGCCUGUACAAGGAAUGUUUGAGAACUUCAGUACAGAAGGAUUUUUCUUCCCUGUUGUAAGCUUAUCAGCAGGUGUAAAAGUUCGUUUCUUAUUGGGUGGACGUCAUGGAGAGUUUAAAUUUCUGCCUCCUGGUGGCUAUGCUCCCUGUUAUGAAGCAUUGCUUCCAAAAGAGAAGAUGAAACUGGAACCAGUGAAAGAAUAUAAGAGAGAUUCUGAUGGAGUGAGGGAUCUACUGGGUACAACUCAGUUCCUCUCCCAAGCUUCCUUUAUCCCUUGUCCAAUAGACACCAGUCAGAUUGCUCUUCCUUUUCAUCUUGAAAAGAUCAGGGACAAACUGGCUGAAAAUAUCCAUGAACUGUGGGGAAUGAAUAAAAUAGAACUGGGCUGGACGUAUGGCAAGAUACGGGAUGAUAAUAAAAGACAUCAUCCUUGUCUUGUGGAAUUCUCAAAAUUACCUGAGACAGAGAAGAAUUAUAAUCUACAAAUGUCAACUGAAACCCUCAAGACCCUUUUGGCCCUUGGAUGUCACAUUGUUCAUGCUCAUCCAGCAGCUGAGGAAGAUCUUAAAAAAGUCAAACUUCCUAAGAAUUACAUGAUGUCAAAUGGAUAUAAACCCGCCCCUCUUGAUCUUUCUGAAGUGAAAUUGUUACCUUCUCAAGAAUUUCUAGUUGACAGACUAGCAGAAAAUGCACAUAACGUCUGGGCAAAAGACAGAAUAAAGCAAGGAUGGACCUAUGGCAUUCAGCAGGAUCUUAAGAACAAACGUAAUCCUCGGCUAGUGCCGUAUACAUUAUUAGAUGAACGUACUAAAAAAUCAAACAGAGAUAGCCUCCGUGAAGCUGUUAGAACAUUUGCAGGCUAUGGCUACAGUAUUGAGCCACCUGACCAAGAGAUAGCUGACCAAACAGUGGAAAAAGUCAGCAUCGACAAGAUACGAUUUUUCAGAGUAGAACAGUCUUAUGCAGUGAAGUCUGGAAAGUGGUACUUUGAAUUUGAAGCUGUGACAGGUGGAGACAUGCGUGUUGGCUGGGCCAGGCCAGGCUGUCGACCAGACGUAGAGUUGGGAGCUGAUGACCAAGCAUUUGUAUUUGAAGGAAGCAAAGGCCAGCGUUGGCAUCAAGGCAGUGGGUUCUUUGGACGAAGCUGGCAACCGGGAGACGUGGUUGGUUGUAUGAUAAACUUGGAUGACAAAUCAAUUAUCUUUACUCUGAAUGGAGAGUUGCUUAUAACCAGUAAAGGUUCAGAACUUGCAUUUGCUGACUUUGGAAUAGAAAGUGGUUUUGUUCCAAUUUGUGCACUGGGUCUAUCUCAGAUUGGUCGUAUGAACCUUGGAAUGGAUGCCAGUACAUUCAAGUAUUAUACAAUGUGUGGCCUUCAAGAAGGUUUUGAACCUUUUGCUGUCAACAUGAACCGAGAUGUUGCUAUGUGGUUUAGUAAACGCUUACCAACAUUUGUCAAUGUGCCAAAAAAUCAUCCUCACAUUGAGAUAUGGAGAAUUGAUGGAACCAUUGAGAGUCCACCUCGGUUGAAAGUUACUCACAAAACAUUUGGCACGCAGAACAGCAAUUCAGACAUGAUAUAUUGUCGUUUGAGUAUGCCCAUUGAGUUCCGCUCAUCAUUCAACUUCGGCAUGGGUGUGGAAAAUGCCUCAUCUGAUGUUUUCCAAAAACGAAAGCACAGUCAAGAAAUCGCUGCUCCUUCUACUACGUAUUUUUACUCACUACGGAUAUUUGCUGGCCAAGACCCCUCCUCUGUCUGGGUUGGCUGGGUAACACCAGACUAUCAUUUUUACAGUGAGAAUUUUGACCUAAAUAAAAAUUGUACAGUGACUGUUACUUUAGGUGAUGAGAGAGGCAGGGUUCAUGAAAGUGUGAAGCGCAGCAAUUGCUACAUGGUUUGGGGAGGAGAUGUAAUUGCUAAUUCCCAGAGAUCGGGUCGCAGUAAUGUUGAUUUAGAAAUUGGAUGCUUUGUUGACCUGGCUACUGGAAUGUUGUCAUUCACAGCCAAUGGAAAAGAGCUUGGCACUUGUUAUCAGGUUGAACCAAACACAAAGCUUUUCCCAGCAACUUUUGUACAGCCUACAAGCACUAAUUUGGUUCAGUUUGAACUUGGUAAAUUAAAGAAUACCAUGCCUUUAUCAGCAGCAAUUUUUAAAAGUGAAGAAAGAAAUCCUGUUCCUCAGUGUCCCCCUCGCCUUGAUGUGCAAACAAUUACACCUGUUCUGUGGAGCAGGAUGCCAAACAGCUUUCUAAAAGUGGAAACUGAGCGUGUCAGUGAACGUCAUGGCUGGGUCGUGCAGUGUUUGGAACCUCUGCAAAUGAUGGCACUUCAUAUCCCAGAAGAAAACAGAUGUGUUGAUAUUUUGGAACUAUGUGAACAAGAAGAUUUGAUGAAGUUUCACUACCACACUUUAAAACUCUAUAGCUCAGUUAGUGCUCUAGGUAACACUAGGGUUGCUUAUGCACUUUGUAGCCACGUGGACAUAUCUCAGCUAUUUUAUACAAUAGAUAAUCAAUACUUACCUGGACUCCUACGUUCCGGAUUCUACGACUUGCUCAUUAGUAUUCAUUUGGAGCAUGCCAAGCAAGCCAAGCUCAUGAUGAACAAUGAAUUUAUCAUUCCAGUUACAGAUGAAACUCGAACUAUUAAAUUAUAUCCUGAUGAAACAAAGAAGCAUGGUUUACCUGGGGUAGGGCUUAGCACUUGUCUGAAACCAGGCUUUAAUUUUUCUACUCCAUGCUUUAUUGUGACCAGUGAAGAACGUCAGAUAUCCAGCCCAGAGAUACCCCUUGAUACACUUAAAUCCAAGGCCAUAAGUAUGUUAACAGAGGCAGUACAGUGUAGUGGUACUCAUAUACGAGACCCUGUUGGAGGGCAUGUUGCAUUCCAGUUCGUUCCUGUUCUUAAACUGAUAGCAACAUUGCUCAUAAUGGGUGUUUUUGAUGAUGACGAUGUGAAACAGGUAUUGCUCCUCAUUGAUCCCAAUGUGUUUGGAGAUCACAAGGAAGAAACAGAAGAGAGGACAGAGAAGGAAGAAGUUACACAAGUUGAAGAAAAAGCUGUAGAAGCUGGGGAGAAAGCAAUAAAAGAAACAAAAGCUCCUGCAAAGGGCUUAUUGCAGACAAGAUUACCAGAAUCUGUUAAGCUUCAGAUGUGUCAUUUACUCAAUUAUUUCUGUGACUGUGAGCUACAACAUAGAGUGGAAGCAAUUGUAUCAUUUGCAGACCGUUAUGUAUCAAAAUUGCAAUAUAAUCAGAAAUACAGGUACAAUGAACUCAUGCAAGCCUUGAACAUGUCUGCUGCUUUGACUGCCAAAAAGACUAAAGAAUUUCGGUCUCCUCCUCAAGAACAGAUUAAUAUGUUACUGAAUUUUCAACUGGGAGAGGAUUGCCCCUGUCCAGAGGAGAUUCGGGAUGAGUUAUAUGAAUUUCAUGAUGAUCUUCUAAUUCACUGUGGUAUCCCACUAGAAGAGGAGGAAGAGGAAGAGGAAGAUUCCUCCUUGACUGGCAAACUCCGUUCAUUAAUGUAUAAAAUCAAAGGUCCACCAAAAGCAGAAAAAGUAGAACCUAAGGAGGAAGAAGAGAAAUCUCCUACUACGCUGAAAGAACUCAUAUCCCAGACUAUGGUGCGCUGGUCCCAGGAAGAUCAGAUUCAAGAUCCAGAAUUAGUUCGAAUUAUGUACACCCUCCUUCGUAGGCAAUAUGACAGCAUUGGUGAGCUACUGCAAGCUCUGAGGAAAGCCUACACUAUUAGCGCUGCCUCUGUGAAGGAUACCAUUAAUCUACUUGCAGCACUGGGCCAGAUUCGUUCACUUCUCAGUGUCAGGAUGGGAAAAGAGGAGGAAUUGCUAAUGAUUAAUGGAUUAGGGGAUAUAAUGAACAACAAGGUGUUUUAUCAGCAUCCUAACCUAAUGAGAGUCUUGGGUAUGCAUGAGACUGUUAUGGAUGUGAUGGUGAAUGUGCUUGGAGGAGACAGAUCUCAGAUCGUUUUUCCUAAGAUGGUGGCAAGCUGUUGUCGAUUCCUGUGCUACUUCUGUCGAAUUAGUCGUCAAAACCAGAAGGCCAUGUUUGAGCAUCUUAGUUACUUACUGGAAAACAGCAGUGUUGGACUGGCAUUUCCUUCAAUGAGAGGUUCAACACCACUAGAUGUUGCAGCAGCCUCUGUAAUGGACAAUAAUGAGCUUGCACUAGCAUUGGAGGAGCCAGAUCUCGAUAAGGUUGUAACCUACUUGGCGGGUUGUGGCCUGCAGAGUUGUCCGGUAUUGCUGGCUAAAGGAUAUCCAGACAUUGGAUGGAAUCCAAUAGAGGGUGAACGUUACCUGUCGUUCUUAAGAUUUGCAGUUUUUGUUAACAGUGAAAGUGUUGAGGAAAACGCAAGCGUUGUUGUCAAGCUCCUUAUUCGACGGCCAGAGUGCUUUGGACCAGACCUUAGGGGAGAGGGAGGAAAUGGUUUGCUGGCAGCUAUGCAAGAAGCUAUCAGGAUCUCAGAGAAUCCUACUCGUGACCUUCCCUCCCAGGCAUAUAAAAGAGAAGGUGAUGAUGAUGACACAGAGGAGGAGAUUGUGCACAUGGGCAAUGCAAUCAUGUCAUUUUACUCAGCUCUCAUAGAUUUACUUGGACGCUGUGCACCAGAAAUGCAUCUUAUUCAAAGUGGAAAAGGGGAAGCUAUUCGAAUCAGGUCAAUCCUUCGAUCUCUAGUGCCAACUGAAGAUUUGGUUGGGAUUAUAAGUAUACCACUAAAGCUGUCAACAGUUAACAAAG
Messenger RNA from Balearica regulorum gibbericeps (East African grey crowned-crane), 7261 nucleotides. The record is from RefSeq and is a predicted model, not a curated record. NCBI's taxonomy places the organism in Eukaryota, Metazoa, Chordata, Aves, Gruiformes, Gruidae.